Messenger RNA from Dichotomopilus funicola, 4293 nucleotides. RefSeq names its product Non-repetitive/WGA-negative nucleoporin C-terminal-domain-containing protein. The transcript is spliced from 3 exons. Gene Ontology annotation, biological process: transcription-dependent tethering of RNA polymerase II gene DNA at nuclear periphery; RNA export from nucleus; protein import into nucleus. Lineage: Eukaryota; Fungi; Ascomycota; Sordariomycetes; Sordariales; Chaetomiaceae. The coding region runs from base 1 to 4293 and encodes 1430 amino acids. Gene Ontology annotation, molecular function: structural constituent of nuclear pore. The record is from RefSeq and is a predicted model, not a curated record. Gene Ontology annotation, cellular component: nuclear pore inner ring; nuclear pore.
AUGAACCCCGUCACGCCUGCGCGCCCGAUUCCCGGCGCAUUUAUCAACACACCAGCGCAAGGCCCGAACACGGUGCGACGACGACUCAAUUUCAACGAACCUUCAACCGCGGGCACAAAUGGGGCGUCGGGGUCCGCUCCAGUAUCUAUUACGAGUACCAUGGCAGCAGGGCAGCAGGAUAUUGCUACUGGCAUGCUUCCACCGCCACAGUUGCGCGAUGACCUUCCUCCCGUCGUCAAGGCUGCGCAGGUCGUCAACCAGACCCUGCUUCAAGAUGAGAGCUAUCCAGAUCUUGAUUCCUACUGCAGGCCCGGCGCAUCAUCGGACUACUCGAUCCAACACCCGGAUUCCGCAUGGGCUCCGUUUCUGAAGACCUCGACGUAUCCCAUUCCGGACAAGGUUUUCACGUAUCUCAACGAAAGCGCGGUUUCCACCAAGAUUGGCCUGUUCCCGAGCAUCAACUACGCCUGGGCCGCGAUCGACGACUCCCUCUUCCUUUGGGAUUACACCCACCCCAACCCCGAGCUCAUUGGUUAUGAGGAAGCCACCCACACUAUUACCGCCGUCGCCCUUGUUCCACCCAAAAAAGGGGUGUUCGUGGACACGAUUACGCAUAUCCUUGUAGUCGCGACAUCCACCGAAAUCACCUUGCUUGGUGUCUCCGCGGCCCCCACUCCUUCGGGGUCCAGGUCAGUGGCAUUGUACCAAACUAAGAUGUCGGUCCACCGUGGGAGCAGCGAUGUGAGCCACAUUGUCGGCACCGCGUCAGGCCGAAUCUUCCUUGGCGGCGACACCGACACCGACAUACACGAGUUGUUUUAUCAACAAGAAGAAAGAUGGUUCUCCAGCAGGUGUGGCAAGAUCAACCACACACAUCAGGGGUGGUCCUCCGUUGUACCAGGUUUACCUCUUGCGGGUCUUCCCUUUGGCCAGAGGCAACAAGAAGGGCUCGUUACCCUCGCUGUGGACGAUACUCGGAACCUCCUCUACUCCCUGUCUAAUCGCUCAACGAUCCGCACGUACCACAUAGAAAGCCCGGAGAAACUCACGAGAGUCAUCGAGAAGGACAAGACCAGUUGUCUACGUGACUUUGCACACAUGGCAGACAGUUCGCCUCUGUUCACAGACCGGACUAGCAUUGUUUCUCUCAGCCCUAUCCCGGCAACAGAAGCGUCCAAACUCCAUCUGAUGGCACUCACAGAUACCGGAUGUCGACUGUUCCUCAGCGCCACGAGCUCCGCAUCGUAUACGAUUGGUGGCUCGACCAGCCUUGCCCCACAGAGCAUGCAACUCCAGUUCAUCAAAUUCCCUCCCCCCGAGCCGGAUGCUCGCCGUGGAGUUGUGGCGGGGACAACGCCCGACGGAGCGCUAGACAAGACUUCUCGAGCUCUCGAGGCUAGUGCCCUCGGUAACCGCUUUGCGCCUGGCUACUUCUUCGACGUCGUCCGAAAAUAUCCCACCUCAGAUAUCCUUUUUGUGUCCGCCCCCGAUACAGCCAAGAUCAAGGCUUUUUCGCCUGCCUCGGCACUUAAGUAUUUCGAGCAGGGAACUUGGAUCGAGUUGAUAGAGGGUAGCCGGGUCCUUGAAGUUGGUAUGACGACCGCUCCUUUCUCCGCCUCGAAGCAGCCCCUAGGAUUCGGCAAUGAACUUGCGGUGCAGUUCGACGACGCUCCAGGCGAGUUCGCCGUGCUUACCAACACGGGUGUGCAUAUCGUCCGUCGGAGGAGGCUCGUCGAUAUUUUCGCCAACGCUAUUAGGACUAGCUCUGGGGAAGAAGGGCUCGAGUUAGAGAUGCGCGCGUUUCUCAAGCAGUAUGGCCGUGUUGAGACGAUCUCGACUGCCCUGGCCGUUGCGUGUGGGCAGGGGGGCGACGCACGUAGCGGGGUUGGGCGGGUGGCAGACCCGAAGAUCGAAAACCUUGCCCGCCUAGCUUUCGUUGAUUACGGUGGUCAGCCGAGACUGACGGAGUCCGACGGGAAACAGCUUCUUUCCGACUCUGUGAGGUUGUCCUCCCGCCACGACGCCCUGGCGCUUUACCUUACCCGGCUCGUCCGCACGGUCUGGAAGUCUAAGGUCGUCGCUACAAAGGUUGAGGCGAAGGGUUCCCUGGCCGUCUCUUCGACUGUUCCCGCGUCAAAACUUGUCAUCAUCCAAGAGACCAUCGAACGCCUGCGGAACUUUUUGGAGGCGAACAAGAGCACGAUCCAGGGCCUUUCGGGACCGUCCGACCGCACUUUCGACCGGAAAGAAGAGAUUGCCAACCAAAAGGAACACCAAGCCUUGCACGGCUUGCGGAAGCUAAUGGAGAGCGUUUCCGAGGGCAUCUCGUUCGUCCUGAUGCUGUUUGAUGAGCGUGUUUCGGACAUUUACGCGCGCCUUGACGCAACGUCGCAGCAACACCUCCGCAACCUAACAUACGAGCAGCUCUUCUCUCAAACCCCCGGCAAGGAGCUUGCCAAAGUUCUAGUCAAAGCUAUUGUUAACCGCAAUAUCGCCAGCGGCGCGAACGUCGAGACCGUUGCUGAUGCCCUGAGGCGUCGGUGCGGCAGCUUUUGCUCGCCCGACGAUGUCGUCACGUUCAAGGCCCAAGAGCAGUUGCAGCGCGCCAGCGAGCAGGUCCAGAGUCCCAACGCCCUACGCACUCUCCUUGCCGAGAGCUUGCGACUCUUUCAAGAAGUCGCGGGUACGCUCACCCCCGCUAACCUCGGGAGCGCCGUCGAGCAAUACCUGCAGCUCAACUACUACGCCGGCGCCAUUCAGUUGUGUUUGACGGUCGCCCAAGAAAAGGAUCGCGGUAACACAGCCUUGACUUGGGUUAAUGACGGCAAGCCGCCCAAUGACACACGCAAGAAGGCAUUUGACGAACGCAAGAUUUGCUACACCCUAAUCCAUGACGUGCUCGACCGGCUCGAGGUUGCGUUUGCGGGUGAACCCGAGAUCAUCGAUGGGCGGCUCACUCUUGCCGCUACGAAACGUGCCGAGGCUUACAAUGUCGUCAAUGAUUCGAGCGACGAGGUCUUCCACUUCGACCUCUACGAGUGGUACAUCCAAAAGAACUGGACUGACCGGCUCUUGUCUAUCGAUUCGCCACACGUCAUCACCUACCUACAGCGGCUGGCGGAGACAGACUAUCAACACGCCGAGCUGCUCUGCCGCUUUUACACUCACCGGAACAGAUUCUUUGAAGCCGCCCAGGUCCAGGCCACACUCGCCAAGUCGGACCUCAACAUUGGGAUCAAGGACCGCAUCACACUCCUCAGCCGCGCCAAGGCAAACGCCAGUGUUAACACCAUCGGCGUGUCCCGGCAACAACAGCAGCUCCUCAACCACGAGGUGACGGAGCUCCUCGAAAUUGCGCAUAUCCAGGAUGAUUUGCUCGAGCGUCUCAGGGCCGAUUCACGGAUUGCUCGGGAGAAACUUCCCGACAUUGAAGAGAGGUUGGACGGGCCGCUGAAGGGUGUCACAGAGCUCUACAACGAGUACGCCGACCAAGCGGCCUACUUUGACAUUUGUCUGCUCAUUUACCAUGCAGCCGACUACCAUAACCCCCGUGUCAUCAUGGACACCUGGCUGCGCCUGAUCGAGCAGACCUCCUUCCAAAACGAAGAGCGCCAGGAACACUGGAAGCUCAUCCAAGCCGGUCGCCCCCUUCCCGAGGGCGCACAACCCCUCACAGGCGAGCCCGGUCUACCCUACGAAGCUGUGUCACAACAGAUCCAAAUCAUCGCCCACCGCACAUCGCUCGACAGUCUAGUAUUCCCCGUGGACGCGCUGCUCCCCGAAGUGUGCAAGUACGCCAUCAACAACGGCCAGGACGCGUCCAUCGGCGCUAACCCAUGCUGGCCGGUACAUGUGUUCCUCAACCUGGGCGUUCCGCAUGCUCUCGUCGCGCAGGUGCUCGAGGACGUGCUAGAUGCGCAGGAGUCGCCCUUCACCGGUCGCCGCCGCAAGGCUGUCGUGCAGUGGAUCGCCGCGACGGUCGAGGCGUGGGCUCGGGAGGUGGAGCGCCGUGCUGCAGGCGCGGUACCGGCCGGUGGACUGGGUGUCGCGAACGGCGGUGGCAAUGGGGAUGGGGUCAUGGGUGCAUGGGUGAGCGAGCUUCUUGCGCGCGCGGAUGAGUGCCUUGCGCAGCUUGCGCCGGCACCGGUUAGUGCUAGGGCUGCCAACGCGAUGUCGGCGGAGGCGGAGGAACUGUUGGAGCUGAGGCGGUUGGUCAAAGGGUUGAAGAGAAACGUAGAUGCGAUUGUGAAUAGGGAUGCGGAUGGGUUUUUGGGUGGGAGUUUGUUGCGGUAA